Chenopodium quinoa (quinoa) is the source of this 788-nucleotide messenger RNA. RefSeq names its product acyl-protein thioesterase 1-like. Gene Ontology annotation, molecular function: hydrolase activity. The record is from RefSeq and is a predicted model, not a curated record. The coding region runs from base 131 to 619 and encodes 162 amino acids. The transcript has 6 exons. Lineage: Eukaryota; Viridiplantae; Streptophyta; Magnoliopsida; Caryophyllales; Amaranthaceae.
AGACACCUCCUAAAAGAAAUGGGUUUCAUUUGUCAUGUUGAGCACCCGCACAAAUUCAUAUCAAACUACCUAGCUGUCCUUGAACUUAAAGAACCUUCAGAGUUAAGGCAAGAUGCUUGAAAUCUAGCAAAUGAUGGGGUUUGAUGUAACAGAGAUUUUAGAGGAUAGCCAAGAAGAUCUUGAGGGAUUGGAUGCCUCGGCGUCACAUAUUGCAAAUCUAUUGUCAACAGAGCCUGCUGAUGUUAAACUUGGUAUUGGAGGAUUUAGUAUGGGUGCUGCUGUUGGUAUCUACUCAGCAUCCUGCUUCGCUGUGGGGAAAUACGCGAAUGGAAACUUCUAUCCAAUCAAUUUGAGGGCAAUAGUUGGACUUAGUGGUUGGCUUCCAGGUGCAAGGAGUUUGAGGAACAAAAUGGGAGGUUCAAAUGAUGCUGCAAGGAGGGCCACGUCCUUGCCAAUUUUCCUCUGUCAUGGAAAAUCUGAUGAAGUAGUUGCAUACAGAUUCGGUGAGAAGUCUGCUCAAGCCUUGACUUCAGCUAGAUUUCGAAAUCUCACAUUUAAAAACUUUGAUGGGCUUGGUCAUUACACUAUACCUAUGGAGACAACAAGCUACUAUUGCUGAAGUUUCAGAUUUCUGCCAACUCAUUCCUCCAGACAGAUUUCUUUUUCCUCAUGCAGCAGAAAUUAUUUCACUCUGAGCCACAGAGUAGUCAAUUGAUCAAAGAUAAGUCUGGAUUAUUUAAUUUUUUUUGGACAAAAAUUGUAAUAUUACAGGCUUUAUAGCCUUUUUU